UUAUCCACCGCAGUGCCCCACCGGCGUCUUCCUCGGCCGCUCCCGUUUCCUCUCCUCGUGGCUUCCUCCCCGCCAGGCGCCGAAUCCUUGACACGAGGUCGCCGCCAUGGAUAAGAAUCAGAAGAACCUCCUGUACCUGUUCGAGUUGCCGUUCGACCCCAUCAGCCUCCCUCGCAGCGGCGGGAAGAUCCACUUCGAUCUCGAAAAUGAUGUCAUGCGACCCCCAGUGGUCGCCACGAGACUUGGCGGCGGUAUCCCCGUGGAAACGAUGCCCGUGCCCGAUCGCGGGGACGUCCUCUUACAAAACCUGGGCACCGCCACCACCGUGCCCCUUGGCUCGCCCUUCUCCUUCUUCAUCAAGGCGCAUCGUCAGGCCGCCAAGGACCUCUGCGACGUCUUCAUGAACACGAAGGACGCCGAGGACCUCCUGCAGGUGGCAGCACGCGUGCAUGACCAUGUGAACGAGACGCUGUUCAUCUACGCCCUCUCCUUCGUCAUCCUCAGAAAGAAGGAGCUUCGUAACACCCGUCUACCGAGCAUAAUCGAAGUGUUUCCCUGCAAAUUUAUCCUUCAAGAACAACUAAUGAAAGCACAGUUGGAAGUCAAUCGAUCCAACCCUAAUGAUUCUACGCCAAUUGUGGUGGAGCACGGACUCGAGUUUUCCGGGACGCACCUGAAGCCCGAGCACCGCCUGGCCUACUGGAGGGAGGACUAUGGCAUCAACGCCCACCACUGGCACUGGCACCUCGUCUACCCUAUCGAUAUGGAUGUCGACCGAGACCGGAAGGGAGAACUGUUCUACUACAUGCACCAGCAGAUGAUCGCCAGGUACGAUAUGGAGCGCCUCAGCCUGGGCCUCCCGAGGGUGCAGAAGCUCGAGAACUGGCGAGCUCCUAUCGCAGACGGCUUCUUCUCAAAGCUGACCACGAACAACUCCGGAAGAGCUUGGGGGACGAGGCAGGAUGAUACCAUAAUGCAGGACUUUCAACGAAAUGACUUUGGUCUCGCCUUCACCGACGUCACCGACCUGGAGAUCUGGCGGUCCCGGAUCCUCGAUGCUAUUCACCAGGGAUUCAUGAUCAACCGCCAAGGGGAACGAGUGAUUCUCAGCGAUGACGUCACUUCCGGCAAGCGAGGCAUCGAUAUCCUCGGCGAUGCAUUGGAGUCCGACUCAAGCCUCAGUGUGAAUUCCCCUUACUACGGUGACCUCCACAACAUGGGUCACGUCCUCAUAGCUUUCUCGCAUGACCCUGACUUCGCCCAUAAGGAGGAAAUGGCUGUCAUGGGUGACACCGCGACUGCCAUGAGGGACCCAGUCUUCUACCGCUGGCACAAGUUCGUGGAUGACACCUUCCAAGAGUACAAGUUAAUGCAGGAACCAUACACUGAGAAGGAGCUUAAUCUCCCGGGCGUGAAGAUCGAGCGCGCGGGCGUCGUCAGGAACAACGAGGCGGACAUCCUCCACACAGGCUGGAACACCCGGCUCUUCGAAGCCAGCCGCGGUCUGGACUUCAACGGGCGGUCUGUCAUGGUGAGCCUCACCCACCUCGACCACGAGCCCUUCAACUACCACUUGCAGGUUAGCAACAAUGAAAGAGGGACGAAGGACGUUACGGUCAGGGUGUUCUUGGCCCCGAAGUUCAACGCUCGAGGCCAGAAAAUGUCCUUCAUGGAACAACGCAUCCUGUGGGCCGAGAUGGACAAAUUCACCGUUUCCUUGAAGCCCGGGAAUAAUCACAUCGUAAGGUCUUCGAAGGACUCGUCCAUCACAAACACCGAGGAACUGACCUUCAGGGAACUUGAGGACAUCGAUCGAGAAUCUCCAGAGGCCACGCCCCUCAACUUCUGCGGGUGCGGGUGGCCUCAGCAUAUGCUCCUCCCCCGCGGUCGCCCCGAGGGCAUGGCAUUCCAGCUGUUCUUCAUGCUCACGGACUAUGCCAAAGAUAAGGUGGUCCAACGAACUACCCAACGGUGUACCAACGCGGUAUCUUUCUGCGGGAUUCAGGAUGCCAAGUACCCCGACACCCGGGCUAUGGGCUUUCCAUUUGACCGCAGCCCAGUACCCAUGUUGCUCGGCGACAGUGUCAGAGAAGCUGCAGACUAUGCACGCCUCGAUAACGCUUAUAUCCAUGAUAUUACUAUCAAGUUCUUGGGAGAGAAGCUGAAGAGAAACUAAGUUGGAAUGGUUUAGUGUCCCCACAAACUGGGGUCCGUUUUCUAUGAUGCUACCUUUGUAUGAAAUGUAAGGAGUGCUAUUAAGUACAUUUAUUUGUAAUGUAUGUUUACAUUAUGGUACGCUGAUUUUCUCUUGGUUAAUGUUACCGAGAGCGACGCACUGAUGGAGAGAAAUGGACACUGCUAACUUAUAGAGCAUAAAAAAGAGAGUAAUAAACAUCACAGGUACAGCUACAGCAGCCUCAUAUUUACCGCGACAUGAAAAUAUCCGCUGCAUAUCACAGCUUAGAGAUUAAAAGUCUAUAACUCCCUAACGCAGCCAGGGUUCUUAAUACCGUGUUUUCUUUAAGUAGGGGCGAAGUGCUAAUAAAGAAGGGAAGGGUCCAGGUGGGUAGAAGGUAGGAAAUGUUAGGUUUGGAUUUUGGGUUCACAAGAUAGCCUGAGGGGUGCUCAUUCUCGGUAACAAAUACCUUUUAGUUGUAUCUGCAUUAUAUAGAAAUACUAAGUGGUUUUAUUAUAUAUAACUGCGAAUACUGUUUCCUCUAUAUUAUUGUAUUCUCUGUAAUAACUAUUAUGCAUACCACCCUAUAAGAUAGUUUCAUACUUCAGUCAGUACAUAUAUAUUAUCAUAUGUAAACAAGUGAAAUGUAUAUAAAUAAACUUACAUUUACUUCUGCAAA
Messenger RNA from Penaeus indicus, 2855 nucleotides. Its product is annotated as phenoloxidase 3-like. The record is from RefSeq and is a predicted model, not a curated record. Gene Ontology annotation, molecular function: oxidoreductase activity. Lineage: Eukaryota; Metazoa; Arthropoda; Malacostraca; Decapoda; Penaeidae. The coding region runs from base 107 to 2176 and encodes 689 amino acids. The transcript is spliced from 14 exons.